Molecule: messenger RNA, 2827 nt
Organism: Labrus bergylta (ballan wrasse)
Lineage: Eukaryota; Metazoa; Chordata; Actinopteri; Labriformes; Labridae
Product: putative methyltransferase NSUN7
Molecular function (GO): methyltransferase activity
Source: RefSeq, a predicted model, not a curated record
UUUCAAGUGGAGACACAACACUUAGUUAUGGAGAGUUCUAUAAAUGUAUGAUAUAGAGGAUCUGUGGGCUGUAGGAACGACAUCCGUGGAGACGCCCCUCGCCUCAUUACGGACCCAGAUUUAUAGUGGGGAGUUAACUGGUAGUUCAAAGUUUGCUUCGAGGUAAACAUGAUGACCAGCUGCACGUAACUGUUGAUAUGAAGAGUAACGGAGACGACGACUGUCAGGACUGUCUUCUUUAAAGGGUUCAGACAGAAAUCUCUGGGGAUAUGGUGAAAAACCAAAAUGUCGGAGGGCACCUCAAUCGCUCUUCCCCAUGCAAGACAAAAAAGACUGGCUCCCAGAGUGCAAACAGCAAGGACCAAACUAGUCUGGACCCAGCAGGUGAUGAUGUUCCUGCUGUUCCUGCAGACCUCCAGACUAUUGGCGAAGGUCAGCUGGGUUUUCCAGACAGAGUUUACCUGCUGGCAUCUGUCAUCUUCCAGAAUAACCACCUGGAGAAGCCUGCUGCCCAGCGGUUGGUGAAUUAUGGCAAAGAGAGAGGGCUCCCUUUACCUGUGGUCAAAGACGAGGAGAUGCAACGUACAGCUUAUGAGCUUGCCUUCAAUACACUUAAAUAUCAAGAGCUGCUGGAGGACAUCAUGAUUGACAGUUGCUUUUACCUCUUUCAGCAAAUGCCAGAUGAUCAGAUGAGCCUAGUUGCCGUCAUGCUCUACGACUUCCAGGACAGAAAGUUCCUCCCACGGGAACGCUGUGGGAAGGAGGAACUCAUACGAGAAGUAAGAGAUGUGGAGAACUACCUCCGCAGGUGUAAAACCAAGCUUGCAGCUUCUCUGGCCCGCUGCAGGAUCAAACACGAUCUCUUGACCAUUGAAUGCAUUCUGCCAGAGAGUGUGAAGAAGAAACAGGAGAGGUCGAGCAGCCUUCCACUGUAUGCAUGGGUGAACACAUGGAAGAGCAGCCUCAAUGAGGUCCAAAGUAUGCUUAAGACGGCUGGCUUCACGCAGGUGAAAUCGAUUGGGCAGCUGGAGGGCCAGACCUUCUGUCAGGAUCCCCACUGUGGGGAUGUACUGGUAUUCCCUGCUCAGCUGAGGGCUCAGCUGUACUCCACCGAGCUGCUUAGCAACCAAAAACUUAUCAUCCAGGACAAAAUUUGCAGCCUAGGCCCGAAUGCAGUGUGCUCCCUGCUGCAAGAGGAAGGAGAUGUUCUCAUAGUGGGCUGCUUCUCGGGCCUCACUGUCUCCCACACCGCAUCCCUUAUUGCCAGGAAACAUAAAGACAACUGCAAUAACCAGCCCACAGUCUAUGUUUGUGUCAGCGACCAUACAAACGCUCAGAGGGAGGACCUACAGCAAUCCGUGACUGCAAUGGGAUGCAAGAAUGUGAAGCUGAUACUGGAGGACUUCCACUGUUUGGGCCGAGGUGAUAAGCGGCUUCAGAGGGUGUGCGUUAUUCUCUUGACUCCGAAGUGUUCUGUGUCCGCAGUCAGCAACCCAGUGGAGUUCAUACUGCAGGAAAAUGGAGACAUGGAUUUAAUGCAGGACUUAUCCCAGGACUCUAUAGCCCAGAGCAAACUGGAAGCUCUGGUAGCCCAGCAGAGAAAGGAUAUUGAUCUUGCCUUGACGUUUCCGAAGGUUUUGGUGGUAAUUUACUCCACCUGUUCGGCGUACCCUGAUGAGAAUGAGGCGGUGGUGAGCAGAGCCCUGGAGCAAGCCAAGGCCCGCUCCGAGCAGGAGGGAGAACCGAAACAAGCAACCUUCAGGCUUAGUCCAUCACCAUUCAUAAAUCCGGACCACUCCGAGGGCCAAGAGGAGACAAACCUUUUCUUCAUGUUGGAGUCCUCAGCACAGAGCAAUGGUUGCUUUCUUGCUGUUCUCAUCAAAGAGCCAGAGCCAGUAGUCAAAGAGGAGCCUCAUGAAGUGCUUCUUAGAGCAAACGCCAAAGGCAUACUGGACAGGAUCGGCUCAAACCAGCAGACCAGAAAAGAGCAGAAUCGACAUUCCAACAGGAUGAUGAAAAAACCACAUGCCCACACCUCUACACCCAUCCUCACGUGUGCAACCCAAAAACCCCCAAACCCAAGUGUGCAACCCAAAAACCAAGAGGCAAAGAACAGCAGCAGUUCCACUAUGUGUGGACAUCAGGAGUUUACCAACAGGCGACAGUCAUCACAAGGAAAGGCCAAAACACCACACUUGCAGGCCUCAAAGACCACCACAUCCAGGCCCUUCUCUUCCUCCAAACCAGAAAGCACCGGCUCCACCUCCUUGUCCAAACCAGAAAACAUCUCAUUAAAGAAAACCUUCACUCCUGUAUGCAAAACGACAACUUCCACCACCACUCUGCAUCCAGCUCCUCCUCCAGCUCCUCUUCCUGCCACCCCAUCGUCCCCUUUUGUCCGGCCCCGUAAAGCUCCCCAGGAGGUGCUGAAGCCUGUUGUGCUGGUUUUUCCUCCUAUUCACUUCCCCAGCUUCUUCCCACCUCAGCGUAGCCAAGCAGGACACGGCGCCAGCUACAGCCAGUGGAGGACCCCAACCCAAGCUGCACCCCUCUCUCGCCCCAGUGGGAAUAUUCCCAAGGACACCUCAGCUAAAUCCCAGCCUCUGUUUUAACUCCAAACACCAACGCGUAUAAAAGAAGUACUAACUUUUAGGUCAAACUUUGACCACAAUAAAGGCUGAAAAAGCAAGACUGUAAACGGUGUUAUUUUAGUGCCACACUACAUAGAGCAUGUGAUAAUGCAAGUCCACUUUCAGGCCUCUAGAGCCACUUCUACUUUAUUAUUUAAAUGUCUUUAUUAAAGAGUCUUUGUGUGCCAUACUGGACA